Molecule: messenger RNA, 3724 nt
Organism: Cavia porcellus (domestic guinea pig)
Lineage: Eukaryota; Metazoa; Chordata; Mammalia; Rodentia; Caviidae
Gene: Cebpg
Product: CCAAT enhancer binding protein gamma
Exons: 3
Coding region: 357-809 (150 amino acids)
Biological process (GO): DNA-templated transcription; regulation of transcription by RNA polymerase II
Molecular function (GO): DNA-binding transcription factor activity, RNA polymerase II-specific; RNA polymerase II cis-regulatory region sequence-specific DNA binding
Source: RefSeq, a predicted model, not a curated record
CGGCGAGGAGGGGAAGCCGGUGGCCGCGGCGGCGGAACGGGCGGAGGCUGCCGGUUUCGUAAUCGUCGCUCCUCCUCGCUGACUCGCGGGCUGGGAGGCCUGGGUCUGAUCGGGCCACGCCGUGCGUGGCCUCUCGGAGUGGAGGCCGCCUGGGGGCGGGCGGGCUGGAGGCGCAGACUUCUGAAACAUUGGAACACUUAGCUGGCAGGUGCUAUAGACUUCUCAGCAUGAUCAACUAAUGGUCGCCUGCUGUCUUAGGUACAUGUGAAGAUUUUUUUUUGGCAGUUUCGUGAGGAAGCGAUUGAUCACCUUGUUCUCAUUUUGCCUGAUCUGUGUUGGCAAGCGCAAGUGCCCAAAUGAGCAAGAUAGUGCAGCACAGCGGUGCUCCAGGAGUGAACGGAAUCAGUGUCAUUCAUACGCAGGCACAGGCCAGCGGCCUGCAGCAGGUUCCUCAGCUGGUGCCUGCUGGCCCCGGAGGAGGAGGCAAAGCUGCGGCUCCAAGCAAGCAGAGCAAGAAGAGUUCACCCAUGGAUCGGAAUAGUGAUGAGUAUCGGCAGCGCCGAGAGAGGAACAACAUGGCUGUGAAAAAAAGCCGAUUGAAAAGCAAGCAGAAAGCACAAGACACGCUGCAGAGGGUAAAUCAGCUCAAAGAAGAGAACGAACGGUUGGAAGCAAAAAUUAAAUUGCUGACAAAGGAAUUAAGUGUACUGAAAGAUUUGUUUCUUGAGCAUGCACACAACCUUGCAGACAACGUGCAGCCCAUUAGCACUGAAAAUACUACAACAAAUUCUGAUGCUGCAGGACAGUAGACCUCAUCCUUCCAGACUUCCGCAGCUGUGACUUGAACAUUGCAAGUGUGACCACCUGCACCACUCAGAUGUUCAUGGCUGAAUGUUGUCCCUUCCAUUACUCAAAGAUCCAUUGGAGAUUGUUUUCUAGGAUCAGCACUGAAGAGUUGACUAGCUGUGUCAUUUAAAUAUCUGAUUUUAAAUGAUGUGCAUUUUUGUGGAAAUUGAAAAACAAAAAUUUUUAAGGUAUAUGGUAAAAUAAAAAAACGUAUCUUGGACCUUAAUGUUCUUAAUAAAUCCUAACUUCCCAAGCAAUAUUUCUGUUGAGGAAUGGGAAUCAGGUCAUGCAGAAGGUUCUCCGUUUUAAUAGAUAUAAGUAUUGGAUUAGGAAAAGUUGAAUUCCAUCUGUGUUAAUGUUAUUUGUGAUUUUAUUCUAAAUUAUUCCUAGGACAUAGAAACUAAUCAUUUUGGAGCGAUUUUUGAUUUAAAAGAAACUCCAUCAUAUCUUAAAGGCAAUAUGCAUUUAAAUGGCUUAACAAUAGAAUUAAAAAAGUUAAGCAUAUUAGGAUUAUGAUUUAGGGAUACCUUUAGGUAUUGGAUUGAUAUUAUUUUAUGUCCUAAAAAAAAUUCAUUUGUGUACCAGAAUUUUAGUUUCUGCAGAUGCUAAUAAACCUUUUUUUUUUUUUUGAAUCAUUUUGAAAGUCAAGUUAGUAAAUAAAAUGUCUUAACAGUUAGACACCAUAAGUUACUGAUUUUGAUUUGGAAUAUUAAUUGAGCUUGUAGUUUCUUCUGUGUUUCAAAUAAAUUGCUACAGGGCCAUGACUUUUAAAAGGCAAAAAUUUAUUGUGAAAAAAAAUAUUAUGAAGUACCAUUUUGGGAUUUAAUCUUAACCCAAUAAAUUACUAGAAAAAUAUAUCAACUCCAUGCCAUCUCCCAACAAUAGUCUAAGAAAACUUGAAAGUAUAAGGUUUAAACCUUUUAAUUUAUUUUGCUUAAAUACAUCUGUUUGUGUUUUUUGUUGUUUUUUUUUUCUGUGAUAAUUCUUUUAGUUAGUGGCCUGUUCUUGUAGACUUUCAUGUACCACUGCUUCAAAGUUUAGAGCUUUGGGAAUUGUAGAGUGAUUAUUAGUUCAUUAUAUGCUUUUAUGUCCCAUAAAUUAUUUUUGAAAGAAAAUGCUAGUAAAACUCAGGAUAUUGACAUUUAUUUUUAUGGUGACAAAAAUGGCAAUCACUAAUGUUAGGCGUCUCUAGAGUUGGUGUUACAUCACUGUUGGUAGUUUAGAUCGUACGUGUUAACUUUGUCUUUGAGCCUGAUUCUAGCCCAAGUUAGUUGGCUUCUGUGCAUUGUUUUGUGCCUGGGAUUGUGACUAGACAGUCGGACCCGUUUAAAGUUUGUGGUACUAGGUUUCGUAUUUGAAUAUGAUCAUUUCUGGCCACACUGCUAUUUUCUACUAGGACUUGGGAUAAUGUAACUCAGUUUGCACCCUAGGUUUGAUGGAAGUGUGCUGACUGUGCUGUUCUCCUGUGCAGAAGACCACACCGUGCCCUGCAGCUCAGCAGAGAUUUUUAGGGCUAUCGGUUCCUUGCAUAUGUGAUUGGAGCCAGGCAUUGUUCCAUGAAAUGCUUCUCUGGGGGGGCUGUUGACUCCCCAUAAAAUCAGGCAAUGGUUGAUUUUUUUCUUAUUUUAUGUUAGGGUCCAGCAGCAGUUUACUUUGAUCAGUCUAUUCAUAGAAGUUGUUAGAUACUCAGAUAACUAGGGCUUACCAACAGAGGCCCACUGAAUCUAGUAGCUUACUGAUGUUAUAUAAUUAACUUAAUGGGAGCUGUAGUUAGGCCACUUGGACCUUUGAACACCUGUAAUAGGUGUUACAGUUUAAUCCCUUCUUUAAAAAAAAUGAUGUUCACAUGGAAUUUGUGGCUAUCUGGGAUAUGAAAAAAUGCUGUAGGGAGAUCAUCAGGAGUGUGUAUGCAGUACUUCAAGUCAGAACAUGAGAUUGGGAGUUUGAGAAAGAUUGAUUCAAGCUUUCCUGUUGCCUGUGCAAUAGGUAACUGAACCCAAUUGAAUAUGAAGAAUUGAACACAUACAAUCAUGCAUGGGAUAAAAAUGCUAAGCAGUGUUUAGACUAUUCUACUCAAGUGGUUAAAAAUGUUUCCUGUGAUAGAUUCAUCAGUAAAAGAGAAACCGAGUGUCAGGAGUGAAUAGGUUUAGGGUUUUGGGAUUUGUAAAGCGACUGUUGAAACUUUUGAGUUUGUAACUUAUGAACCAUUAAGAUUUGAUCUUUAGCACCUGCCUUGCAAGCAGGCAGUCAUGAGUUCAAUCCCUGGUACCGAUAAAAACGAAAAAGACAAAAAAAAAAAAAAAAAAGAUUUGAUCUUUACAUGCAGGUCCAGUGGUUUGAGGAUUAGGCUGUAGUACAGGUCUCGAGUUGCAUCUGGGAUGGUGCCUUUGAUUGGUUCAGCCGCAGAUGGUGAGUACAGGGCAGCCCUUUCUGUGUCUGGCCCCUUUUAGUUGUGAUGCCAGUUCAGAUGCUUUGGACAUUCUUACUAAGAACUGGUAAGAUGUCACUAAAAUAUGACCAGGUUUUUAAAAUUCAGGUCCUGAAUGUAAAAAGUAGAAGUAUGUACAAUAUAUUAAAAGGAAGGAAAUUGUAGCAGCUUUGAUGUUUCUUAAUCCCUAUUAGAGGGCUGAAAUUUUGUACCUGAACAACCAUUUAGCACUCUGUGCUUUUUGAUGCCUUAGAAAUAGGAAAAAUAAUUUUUGUUUGACAAAGGGUAAGAAAGAAAAAGUUCAUUUUAUAGCUAGUUAGAUCUGCCUCAGGAAAAAGUACUAACUUGUCCUUCUUGUUCCUGGCUUUCAGUUUGUGAGAUUGCUCUAUUUUUUUAAUAUAAUUUUAUUUCUUUCAAUAAAUUCUAAAAUAAAAACUUUUGGAACAAUGA